Molecule: messenger RNA, 738 nt
Organism: Cokeromyces recurvatus
Lineage: Eukaryota; Fungi; Mucoromycota; Mucoromycetes; Mucorales; Mucoraceae
Exons: 2
Coding region: 42-656 (204 amino acids)
Source: RefSeq, a predicted model, not a curated record
AAGAAAAAUAUAUUUUCUGUAUUAUAUACACCAAACAUAACAUGAAGUUCACUGGAUCUAGUCUUUUUUUUUCUGCUGUUUAUCUUGCUUCUAUUGUUGCUGCACAGAAAUCAAUUGUAUCAAUUACUUCUCCUUUAGCUAACACUAAAUAUAAGGCUGGACAAGAAGCUAUCAUUUCUUGGAUUAACCCUUCUGUUCAAACUAUUCCUCAAAUUGUUUUAGCAAAGGGUCCUUCUACUGCUCUUCAACCCAUCAUGACAAUUGCUACUAAUGUAAAUGCUAAUGAUAUGAAAUAUGUUUGGAAAAUUCCUGAUAACCUUGAAAUUGGCACUGAAUAUGCAUUUGAAUUAGGCUCUUCACCCGAUCUUGCCUUUGCUGGGCCUUUUAUAGUUGAAAGUGGUGGAAGUAGUGCUUCUCCUUCAUCUAAUUCUAGUCCUUCUAGUGGUUCUACUUCAUCUUCUUCCUCUCCUGCUAGUGGAAAUAACAAUGCUGUCGCUACUCCAGCUGCUCCAUCUUCUACUAGUGGAUCAACUAGUCAGACUUCAUCAAAUAAUAAUCCUAAUACUUCUCAUACUUCAGCGGGUAAUAAGCAAUACGCUGGUUCAGCUAUGAUUGCUUUUGGCGUAACUGCUGCUAUUGCUUCUCAAUUCUUCUAAGAAAAAAAAAAGUAUAAUUUUAUAUAUAAUUACUAUUUCCUUUUACUUUAUGUAUUCUCCCUUUUCUUUUUUUUUUUUUUUU